This is a messenger RNA of Scomber japonicus (chub mackerel), 872 nucleotides long. RefSeq names its product pleckstrin homology domain containing, family A (phosphoinositide binding specific) member 3 (gene plekha3). Gene Ontology annotation, cellular component: recycling endosome; early endosome; trans-Golgi network. Bases 72 to 863 code for a protein of 263 amino acids. The record is from RefSeq and is a predicted model, not a curated record. Lineage: Eukaryota; Metazoa; Chordata; Actinopteri; Scombriformes; Scombridae. Gene Ontology annotation, biological process: endosome organization; receptor recycling; retrograde transport, endosome to Golgi. The transcript is spliced from 8 exons.
AGAGAGAGAGAGAGGCGGAUAUUAUCUUUCCUGUUAGCCUGCAGAGCUACACUGAGGAGCUAACAGGCUACAUGAGCAUGGAGGGGAUUCUCUACAAAUGGACUAAUUACAUGACAGGCUGGCAGCCCCGCUGGUUCGUCUUGGAGAAUGGAGUCAUCUCGUACUACGACAGCGAGGACGACGUCGGCAAAGGAAGCAAAGGAUCCAUCAAGAUGUCCGUGUGUGACAUUAAAGUCCAUCCGACAGAUCUGACGCGUCUGGAGUUGAUCAUCCCCGGCGAGCAGCAUUUCUACGUGCGAGCUGUGAACGCUGCGGAGAGACAGAGGUGGCUCGUAGCUCUGGGCUCGUCUAAAGCGGGAACGUUAGAGAGUCACAAACACAAAGGUCCAGACUGUCUGAAGACGAAGAUGUCCGAGCUCCGUCUGUACUGCGAUCUUCUCGUCCAGCAGGUCCAAACCAUCCAAUCACAGAACCCCGAAGACACAGAGACGACGCCCACAUCCGAGGCGUCUCUCCUCAGUGCGACCUGCGCUACCUUCAUCAGGACUUUAGAGGAGUGUAUGACGCUGGCCAACCAGAGUCUGACCCCUGACCUUCGACCUCCUGAAAGGAUGAAAAGGUCCAUCAGUCAUCCUGGAACGUACAGCUUCGACAGGUCCGGUGUUCUUAAAGAGUACGUGAGUGGAGGUCAAAGGUCAUCUCAGCGCAGGAACCGGACGUGCUCGGACAGCUCGGUUUACGACACCGAACGUGUACUUCCCGGCCUCAACGGCGACUCGUCCUCCAUCCCCGAGGAGCGAGGAGGAGGCAACGCGAGCCCGAAGACGACGCCCACCGACACAGACACCGACCUCUCCAUCUGACCGGUCCUC